CGGCCAGAAGGCACCGGGCAGCGCGCAGAGGAGCAGCGGGGUCAGCGGCUCGAGACCUUUGGGACUACUGCGCUCACCUGGACAGCGCCAAAAUGCCGCUGCCGCAGCCGGGAAGACCCGCCGCCGUGUGCGUUGCACUUUUAUUCUAUUCUCUUUUUCUGGAGCCGACUUUGGUGCUCGCGUUCAACCUGGACACCGGUCAUGUCAUCAGGAAGGACGGAGAGCCGGGGAGUCUGUUCGGGUUCUCCCUCGCCAUGCACCGGCAACUCAACCCGGAUAAGAGAAUGCUGUUGAUUGGAGCACCGAGAGCCAGAGCUUUGGGGAAACAGACAGCCAACAUCACAGGAGGCCUUUAUAAAUGUGAAAUGACUCAGUCUCCCCAUUGUGAGCGUAUUGAAUUCGAUAGUGAAGAGGACGUACGCGUUGAGAACAAGGAGAAUCAGUGGAUGGGGGUGACGGUUCAGAGCCAGGGACCCGGGGGAAAGAUUGUCACUUGUGCCCAUCGCUAUCAGAGGCGCUCGUUUGUGAACACGCCUCUGGAGUACCGGGACAUCACGGGGCGCUGUUACGUUCUGAGCCAGGACCUGACCAUCGACUCGCUCUCCGACGAGGACGGAGGUAACUGGAACUUCUGCAAGGGCAGACCCAGAGGCCACGAGAUGUUCGGAUCUUGCCAACAAGGUUUGGCUGCCACCUUUACCAAGGACUACCAUUACGUGGUGUUUGGAGCACCGGGAGCGUACAACUGGAAAGGCAUCGUUCGAGUGGAGCAAAAGAACAACACUUUGAUAGAGAUGGGGGUGUACGAUGACGGCCCGUAUGAAGUCGGAGAUGAGCAUCUCUUGAGCCCGGAGCUCGUGCCCGUACCCGCCAACAGCUACCUGGGAUUCUCCCUCGACUCGGGACACGGCAUCACGAGGGGCCGAGGCCUGACGGUGGUGGCUGGAGCGCCCAGAGCCAAUCACAGCGGAGCUGUGGUCCUGCUGAAGAAGGAGAGCGAAGCCUCCUCCAGGCUGUUGGUGGAGCACACGCUGCACGGCCCGGGACUCGCGUCCUCGUUCGGCUACGACGUGACCGUGGUCGACUUGAACGGUGAUGGAUGGCAAGACAUAGUUGUGGGAGCCCCUCAGUUCUACAUGAAGGACGGAGACGUUGGAGGAGCUGCUUACGUCUACAUCAACCAGGCAGGCAGGUGGGAUAAAAUCACACCCGUUCGGCUAAAUGGGACCAAGGACUCCAUGUUCGGACUUGCAGUGGAAAACAUCGGAGACGUCAAUCAAGACUCAUACGAAGACAUCGCCAUUGGAGCUCCUUAUGAUGACGGCGGUGCAGGGAAAGUCUUCAUAUACCACGGCUCUGCACAGGGAAUCACAACCGGCCCUGCACAGAUCCUUUCAGGAAAAGCGCACAACACGCGACUCUUUGGAUAUUCUCUGGCAGGGAACAUGGACUUGGACAGUAACUCGUAUCCAGAUGUGGCUGUGGGCUCCCUGUCGGACACAGCUCUGAUCUACAGGUCACGGCCCGUCAUCAGCAUCAGGAGAGAUGUCAAAAUAUCUCCAAAGGAAAUCGACCUCACAGCGAAAACCUGCGGUCAAAGCAUUUGCUUCACGGUGGACGCGUGCUUCACCUGGGAAUCAAACACCGCAUCUUACAACCCCAGACUGACUAUCGGCUACUCCAUCGAGGCGGACGGAGAUCGCAGGAAACACGGGCUGACCUCCAGGGUGAUGUUCCUCAACAAAUCCCGCACGGAAACAGACUUCCAGUUAAACGGCACCUUGGAUCUCCGCGGCCAAAACCAGAAGUCCUGCAUCAAGAUAACAGCCAAACUAAAAGACAACAUUAAGGACAAGAUGCGCAGCGUCCCCAUCGAGGUGUCUGCAGACAUCGCCGGGACUAAACGACAGAAGGCGAGGAACGGCCUCUCGCAGCUGAUGCCCAUCUUAGACUCCUCUCAACCAAGCAAAGACGUCAUUCAGGUGAACUUUGUGAAAGAGGGAUGUGGAAGGGAUCAUGUUUGCCGGAGCAACCUGAAGAUGGAGUACAAGCUGUACUACAAACAAAGCAACCUGGACGUGUACUCCCCACUGCCCGUGAAUAACAACGUGCCAGUUUUCCAUCUGAGUUACGAGAGGAAGGACUUGGCUCUGCGAGUGACGGUCAGCAACAUGAAUGAUGAUGAUGCUUACGAGGCGAAGCUGCUGGGGACGUUCCCGGACGCGCUGUCUUAUUCUGGAGUGCGCUCACAUGACAGAACGCUGGAAAAGCCGAUCAUCUGUACGGCCAAUCUGAACGGCUCUCAAGCAGAAUGUGAGCUGGGAAAUCCUUUCAAGAGAGACUCAAAGGCUACAUUUUACAUCAUCCUGAGCACUGUGGGUAUGACGCUCCACACCAACGAGAUCGACAUCAACCUGCAGCUCCAAACUACAAGUGUGCAAGAAGACAUUGUCCCCGUUAAAGUGAAGGCUAAAGUAAUCAUUGAAUUGCCGUUGUCGGUCAGCGGAGAAGCCAGUUCUAACCAGGUUUCCUUCGGGGGUGUCGUGAAAGGGGAAAGUGCCAUGAAGACAGAGGAGGAGAUUGGAAGCUUGAUAACUUAUACAUUCAGAAUACACAAUUUGUGGAAGUCUUCUGUCAAAGCUUCACUUCACAUCCAGUGGCCCAAAUGGAGCAAAGACGGUAAAUGGCUCCUGUACCUGGUGAAGAUCACCGCUGCAGGACCCGAGGACGUCCGCUGCUCUCCCGAGUCUGAAAUCAGCUCCCUCAAACACGUCCAGGAGGCCUCCGCGUCCAGAACAAGGCGUGAAAUUGGAGAAAGAAUAACUGUUGGCAGAAUGUCGUCAAUGUCAGACAAGAAGAAGGUUUUGACAUGUGACGGUGAGAUCAGAUGUGUGGUGCUCAAGUGCCCCCUACAGGGCAUGGACGGAACAUCACUUGAACUGAGAUCCCGUCUGUGGAACUCGACCUUUAUUGAGGAUUACGCCUCCACCCCAAACUUGCACAUCGUGGUGAAGGCCUCCCUCGUCCUCCAUACUCAGGCUAAAAACAUGAUCCUGAGAACUCCCCACACGGACGUGACGGUGUCCGUGUCCCCUGAAGGGGCGGUGGCGCAGCACACCGGAGUUCCCUGGUGGAUCAUACUGGUGGCCGUGCUCGCAGGCAUCCUGAUCCUGGCUUUGUUGGUGUUUCUGCUCUGGAAGUGCGGUUUCUUCAAGAGGGCGUCACAAGACCAAUACGAUGCUGCGUAUCAGAAGGCAGAGAUCCAUGUUCAGCCCUCUGACAAAGACAAGCUCUCUGCUGAGGCCUGAGCGUUGCUCUGAUCGGGGUGCGGAUUCUUUAAACGCUCCAAACGAGACGACAGCGUCCCAAGUUACCACGCGGUGCGGAUCAGAAAGGACUCCCCCGAGCACCAGGAUGGAAAAGUCAAGCUUGAUCUCCUUGAUAAGAAGCCGUGGAUGACGAAUUGGAUGGACAGUGAAAGUUACUCGUGACUCGUCUUACGGGUGUAAUGAUUUUUUGCAAACUGCUUUAAGCGGUUUUAAGCAGGUUACCUGCAUCAGUCUCAAGCCACAAACUGGAAGGACUUUUUCUUCUUCACCUGGAGAACAUCAGUAAUGUUCCUUUUUAGGGAGAAUCAGUUGUCUUUGAAUUGUUUACACUGAAUACAUUACAUUUUUUUUGUAAGUUUUGUAAAUAUUUAAAUACUUCUGCACACUGUAUAUUUAUUUUUUGAUAAGAAAAUAAUUUCAUGCAGCCAAAGAGUUUUUUUUCCGGUUAGGAUUAACGUACAGCGUCACUGUUUCUAUGCAAGGAAGGUGCUUCUAGGUCAGGAGUAUGGAUCUGUCCCAUUGGGUUGACAUGUAGGUACAUUAUCAUUUCAACAAUUAUUCAAGGUGCAUAAAUGUCUUUUUCCACAUCCGUUACCUCAUUAAGGUAGCAACCACUGUACGUUAGGUGAACACUGAGAAAGAUCUUUUGUUCCGUGUAGUCCACGGGAAAGACGCUGAAUAGAAAAUGCAAUGUUAAGUUUUAGAGAUGAAUUGAAUGUUAAUGACUUGAUGUGUAAUAAAAAGGUUUAAACAAUGAA
Molecule: messenger RNA, 4087 nt
Organism: Gasterosteus aculeatus aculeatus (three-spined stickleback)
Lineage: Eukaryota; Metazoa; Chordata; Actinopteri; Perciformes; Gasterosteidae
Gene: itga6a
Product: integrin, alpha 6a
Biological process (GO): cell-cell adhesion; integrin-mediated signaling pathway; cell adhesion mediated by integrin
Cellular component (GO): integrin complex; external side of plasma membrane
Molecular function (GO): integrin binding
Source: RefSeq, a predicted model, not a curated record